Messenger RNA from Corylus avellana, 2072 nucleotides. Its product is annotated as pentatricopeptide (PPR) repeat-containing protein. NCBI's taxonomy places the organism in Eukaryota, Viridiplantae, Streptophyta, Magnoliopsida, Fagales, Betulaceae. Gene Ontology annotation, molecular function: protein binding. The record is from RefSeq and is a predicted model, not a curated record.
ACGUUCGAAUGGAUGGCCCGCACGCUCGCCGUCACUGACCGCUUCGUCGACCUCGGUGCCCUCCUCCACUUCAUGGCCUCCAGCCCCUGCCCCUGCUCCGACGGUAUCUUCUCGUGCCCUUCCACCGAACCCAUCUUCAGAUUUUCGAUCAAUGCGUAUUGUAGAGUUGGGAGGGUGGACGAGGCUGUGGUUGCGUUUGAAACUAUGAGUAAAAUGAUCGACGGGAGGCCCAGUGUGGCGCUUUAUAAUAUUUUGAUUCAUGGGUUUGUGAAAUGUGGGCAGCAUGAGAGUGCAUUGAAAGUGUAUGAUGAAAUGAUUAAGAGUAGGGUUAAGCCGGACGUGUAUACGUUUAAUAUUUUGAUCAGUAGUUAUUGUCGAAAUUCGCGGUUUGGGUUAGCUCUGGAGUUGUUUAAGGAGAUGAGAGAAAAGGGGUGCAGUCCAAAUGUGGUUAGUUUUAAUACUUUGAUUAAGGGGUUCUUAAGGGAGAGGAAGUUUGAUGAAGGGGUUGCAAUGGCAUACGAGAUGAUUGAAAUGGGAUGUGAGCUUUCGAGAGUGACUUGUGAAAUAUUGAUUGAUGGGCUUGGUAGAGAUGGUCGGGUGUCGGAGGCAUGUGACCUAUUGAUUGAUUUUUCAAGGAAAGGAGUUUUGCCCAAUGGGUAUGAUUAUCUUGGUCUGGUGGAGGCACUUUGUGAGAAUGGAAAUGCAGGUAGAGCGUUGGAGCUUGUGGAUGAGCUAUGGAAGAGAGGGAGUGUUCCAAGCUUUAUUGCUUGUACUACUUUGAUCGAAGGUUUGAGAAGGUUAAGGAGAAUUGAUGAAGCAUAUAGACUGAUGGAGAGGAUGCUUAGAGAGAGUAUGGUUCCGGACAGUGUGACUUUUAAUUGUCUCCUUCAAGGUCUAUGCAAUGUGGGAAGAACUGUGGAUGCAAAUAACUUGAGGUUGUUGGCUUCUCGCAAGGGUUUCGACCCAGAUGGAAUGACCUUUACUGUUUUGGUGUCUGGUUAUACGAGAGAGGGAAAACAGAAGGAGGGGGAAGUGGUGGUGGAUGAGAUGUUGGAUAGGGAGUUUAUACCUGAUCUUGUUACAUAUAAUAGGUUGAUGGAUGGGCUUGCUAAUGCAAAAAGUUCUGUGCAGCAGCAAGCUAAUGUGAUCAUUAGUAAAUGAGAAUAACAACAUUUUUCAGAUUGGAUUUUUUAUUUUUGUGUCCACACUUGUUUUGAACCAAUUGGAGUACUUGGUUGAUAACGAGGAAAAGAACCAUCAUUUCAGGAAGUUUACUUGCCUGUGAUGUUUCUGAUGUGUAUAUCAUGAACGGCACCUGAAGGGAAAGAAAUUAUGUAUGUUUGGACUGAUGAGAUAUAGAAGGCUAUGAAGACAUGAAAACUUGGACAAUGAAACGGAAGGUAAUAAAUGUUCUCCAACUCUUGUUCAGUUUUCAGUAAAUUGAGUUAAUUAAUGCCACUUCUAGAAUGUCAGUAAAAGAAGUGUGUGGAAUGGAGCUUUGAUUAUGGACCUUCAAGAAUGGAGAGCGAUAUGAGGGAUUCUAUAUAGCCUUGUCGCUUCCACGUGAAAGAGCUUAUCAUGAGGCUUCUGCAAUCAAGAGCAAGUUGCCUUGUGGUAUAUACUUCUUAUUUGACCUAUGAAAAUCAUUUCUGACAAGCUCAUUGUAAAAUUCAAAAUAUAUAUAUAUAUAUAUAUAUAUAUAUAUAUAUAUAUAUAUAUAUACACUCGUUGGUUAUUUAUUGGCAGUGAGGUACUCUGAGCAUGGAUUGUUCACAUGACACACUUCCUGUAAGAUUGGGUGUAAUCUUUGGGGAACUGGGUGAAGGAUGAAUUAGAUCGGCGUGCACAGAAAUAUCAUCUCCAGGAAUCUCCCAGAUUUAGUUCAUGGAGUCUGAGACUUUAAGGUGAUGUAUGCAGCAAGUCGAGUAUUGCAUUAUAUGAAUUCACCUAGUCCUAGUGAAGAGUAGGUAGAUUUAAGUCGGGAAUUUCGAGUGGAGAUGCAUAUAUGUAGAGAAAAAAUGGACCAUGAAGUAUUUCUUCAUGGGAAUAAAAAAUUCAAUCAUCUCGUAAGA